AGAACCAUAUAUGAGUGUGAUACUUAUCUGUUUAUUGUUUUAUUACUUAUGUAUAUUGUCCACUGGGCGUGCUUGUCCUCCGUGUGUAUAGGGGGCGCUGUGUGACUCCUGAAGCGGUUAAUAAGGCGCUAUUAGGUGUCAAAAAGAAGAAGUUCAGUGUUUUUCCUCCCCAGUGCACGAGAGGUGGAUUAAUCCGAGAAACAUUAGGAGCUAGAAUUCGGAGCUGGAUAAUUUCACACAUGCGUCCUGCAGUAGAGAAAUAUACCGUUAAAGUGGGACUAUGCUGCUGGCUACAGUAAACCAGGGUGGAGCAGAAUUCCCACAUGGGCGAGGUGAUGCUCAGAACUUCACUCUGUGCCUCGGUGACAUUUCAGACGAUCAGUACGCGGAUAGCUUAGAGGCUGUGACUCUCGCAGAUGGCUCGACUGCAUAUAUUCAGCAUAAUACUCCAGAUGGGAGUGUACUGGAGGGGCAGGUCAUCCAACUGGAUGAUGGUACUACUGCUUACAUUCAGCAUAUUUCUGUACAGAAUGGAGAUGGGCCCAAUGGAUGGUCAGGUUCUGCUACGAGUGACGUCAUGGAAGGUGAGAGCCUGAAUCUGGAGGCUGGACAGGCCGUGCAGCUGGAGGAUGGAAGCACUGCUUACUUACAUCAAAUACCAAAAGAGGUGUAUGAUUCCCCUGCGCUCCAGGCAGUACAGCUAGAGGACGGCUCCACCGCCUUCAUUCAGCAUGCGCUGCAGAUGUCGCAGCCAGAUACGAUUCUGGCCAUCCAGGAAAGUGACACAGUGUCUGAUCUGUCUCUCGAGGGAAUCGCAGAUCCUGGGACUGUCACUGUGCUGGAACAGUACACCGCUAAGAUAAAAGAAAUGAAACCUUAUGCAAGCACUGGCUUACUCACAAAUGAAAACGUAGUACAGAUUGUUUUUCCGAGUCAGGAUGGCCAUCGCAGUGUACAGCAGCCUGAGGAGAAAUCGUUUCAGUGCAGCUAUGAAGGAUGUGGCAAACUUUACACCACUGCAUAUCACCUCAAGGUACAUGGAAGAGUACACACAGGUGACAAGCCUUACUGCUGUGACAAACCUGGCUGUGAAAAAAAGUUUGCAACAGGUCAUGGCUUGAAAAGUCACACAAGGACACACACUGGUGAAAAACCCUACUGCUGCACAGAAGUGAACUGCAGAAAAUCCUUCAAGAACUCAGGAGAUCUCCAAAAGCACAUCCGAAUCCACACUGGAGAAAAGCCCUUCCUUUGUCCGUAUGAAGGCUGCGGGCGGUCUUUUAGGACCUCCAACAUUUGCAAGGUGCACAUGCGCACGCACACCGGCGAGAAGCCGUACCACUGCUCCGAGCCAGGCUGCAACCGGGCCUUCGCCAGUGCGACCAAUUACAAAAACCACACCAGGAUCCACACUGGCGAAAGACCAUACGUUUGCACCAUUCCUGGCUGUGACAAGCGUUUCACCGAGUACUCGAGUCUGUACAAGCAUCAAGUGGUUCACACGCCCUGUAAACCCUACGAGUGCAGCCACUGUGGGAAAACCUACAAGCAGAUCUCCACACUGGCCCUGCACAAGCGCACAGCACACAACGACUCUGAGCCCAUCGAGGAAGAGCACGAGGACUUCGAGCCUCCUAUAGCCAUCGACGAUCCCUGCAUGAACGGUACUUCGGCAGAGAGUGUUGCACCCUGCUCAGAUAUGACCUCUGACCUCACAGCGCAGGAGCAGGUCACCCUGGUCACACCAGAUGACGCUCAUCAGGCGGCUGGCAAUACAAUCACCAUGGUAACGCAAGAUGGCAACUUGCUCACGCUCCCAGCCAGUGAGUCUGUACUGUCAUCUGCUGAAGUCACCAUGGUAACCGCUGAUGGCACAGAGGGACAGAUGACCAUUGUGUCACCAGCUUCUUUACAGACCAAACAGGAAGCAAUGCUUCCACACUCAGUUACCCUUCUGGCCACUUCUAACGGAAAACAAGUUGCUGUUGAGCUCUGUGAUCAGUUGACGCUGGAGGAAGCUCUGAGAAUCGCAUCAACUAUACAACAAGGAUCCACGGCAGAGCUGGAACAUUAAUUAAAAUACUACAGUUUGUGUGCUAAUUUAGCUCAAAUGUUUAACCGUGGGUUAUUUCCUAGAUCUUCCUGUUUACAUUCAUAUUUUUGAUAAUGUAUGUAUGAAAGAUCAGAAAGGCUGUGUGCUUUCAAAUAAAGAACUGUAUUAAACACGUGAA
Messenger RNA from Ictalurus furcatus (blue catfish), 2231 nucleotides. Its product is annotated as zinc finger protein 143. The transcript has 16 exons. Lineage: Eukaryota; Metazoa; Chordata; Actinopteri; Siluriformes; Ictaluridae. Gene Ontology annotation, cellular component: nucleus. Gene Ontology annotation, biological process: central nervous system development; regulation of transcription by RNA polymerase II. The record is from RefSeq and is a predicted model, not a curated record. The coding region runs from base 281 to 2074 and encodes 597 amino acids. Gene Ontology annotation, molecular function: RNA polymerase II cis-regulatory region sequence-specific DNA binding; DNA-binding transcription factor activity, RNA polymerase II-specific.